Botrytis deweyae is the source of this 1503-nucleotide messenger RNA. RefSeq lists its product as uncharacterized. NCBI's taxonomy places the organism in Eukaryota, Fungi, Ascomycota, Leotiomycetes, Helotiales, Sclerotiniaceae. The record is from RefSeq and is a predicted model, not a curated record. Bases 1 to 1503 code for a protein of 500 amino acids. The transcript has 4 exons.
AUGACAAACAAUACUAUGGGUACUUGUCCUCUAGGAGGUCUUUGGUGGGGUGCUCAUCUAUCAUCUCAUAUAACAAUACUGAAUGAUCAAAUUAUAGGAUGCCCAGCGAGCGACCUUCGAGCAGCUGGACUCGGACACGGGGAAGCUGGAGACGAAGGAUCAAUGAAUCUUGGCUCCUAUUGGCCGAACGUGUAUUGUUCUUCUGGAAGUUGGUGGAUAUGUUCACGCCAGACCCCUUCAUUUCAAGGGUGUUGUGAUAUCGAUCCAUGCUCGAGCAAAGCUACCAAUUGCCCUCAAGCUCAUCUAUAUCCUGCGGCAUUUAAGUCGGUAACUAAUACUUUGAGCUUUCUUGGCUCACAGAGUACUACGUUUCAGACGAGCAUCCUUCCAACGGCAACUUUUCCACUCUCUAUAAUUUCUAUGACGACCCCACCUGGAGCAUCUACGACUGAUCAAUCUCUAUCAUCAGCAUAUCCAAAAUUGUCAAGGACUACACCUUGGAACAGUACAGGGUACUCGACCCAGUCUUCGUCGAACUAUUCAAACUCUGGCGCUGAGCCUACAACUUCCUCAAUUCUCUAUUUCACCCCAUCCAGUAUCCCAAUUUCCACCGGAAUUGCGCCACCAAGUAUAAUAUUGACCGACUGCAAUGCUGCCAAUAAUAAAAGCACAUUCAUGGCAGCUGUUUCCAGUAUUGUGACUGUAACAUCGAUAUCGACAUUCACAGCUGUCCGAAUAUCAGUGUAUACAGUACCUUAUAUCUCAUCAGACACUACGUACCCCUCUGAUUUACUACCUUUAUUCACAACCACAUCAAGCUCCGUUCAAAAAUCUCCUGACUCCUCUUCCAUGACCUCUCCUCUCUACGCAGCCAGCUCCACAUCCCUAUCUCCAACAACUAGCACUGCCCUCCCUUCCGGCACUACAACCGAUACGAGACUCAUCGCAUGGGGUGCUAGUGGUGGAGUCGCCUUUAUCUUGGUCUUUGCGCUCGUAUCUUGGCUUCUACGUCGUCGUGGAAAGCGAGCCAACAUGAACAACAGCAAACCAAUUACAACUUCCUUAUCUACCCGACUACCGUGGAAAAAGACAUCGAAAGAAAUUCCCCGCAUUUCUCUCUCCAGCUAUCCUUUCAAAGGAAUGGCGCCAUCUACAUCGAACACAAGUGAAGAAGGGGUAAAUGAGACCUGGUCUGCCAGCUUGGGAGACUAUAGAAAUCUGGGCCUUAUUGAUGUAUCGAAAUUAGGUUUGAAUAAUGAUUCAGAGCCUAGUAAUCAAAAGCCAACGCACUUCUCUGGAUAUGAAUCGCAUUAUUCACGACCAUUCCAAUCUCAGGCUUUACCUAACAAUGAAAUCUCAACAUCUCUUGCAGGAGGAUUAGAUAGGAAUUCUUUUGCUCAGAGAAUGGUACAGAGGGGCUGGGAUGCAGUUGACCUGCAUAAUGGAUAUGUAGGGCGAGAUGAUGGAAAUGAAUGCCAUGGUGAGAAUGAUAGGAGGCGCUGA